AUUUCGUAACAAGUCUCAUUAUUCUAACCUAUUGAAAACUGCAAUUAUUGAGUGUAGAAAUAUUACUAAUAAUUAAUGAUAAAAUUACUUCGAACGGUUCCAUGAUCUCGCGUGAUACAUUUUCCGUCAUAAAUACCACUAAUCGUUGCCAAACAGCACUAAUCACAAUGAAAUGAAAGUUAAACAAUUGUAGUCCCACUGAAGCACGCGGCAAGUAAAGAUUGUCCUUUCAUUGACUAACCUAUAUUCAGGAAACAAAAGUUAAGAAACAUUGUGAACCAACGAAUUUUGUAGGGCACGCGUUAUAGUUGUAUUAUAAAAUUAUAUAGUCCUGUCAACAAAUUCCUAUGAUUAUUUGACAGCUUUCAUACUUAAAACAUAGACUUAAGAUAUGUAGUACAGAUGUCACAUGUUAUGAAAUUUUUUAUCUACACCACGGAGGGUACCUUAAGACCUUCGUGCCUUUCUUGUGUCAUAUUCACGUCACUGUGAUGUGUCAGAUCUUGAGUCUAUGUACGUAGGUUCUCCGAAGGUUAUGUUGACGAAAUUUCGGUAAACAUUGUCAAAUUUUCAAGUAGUAGUGUUGAGGCGUCUCCUACUUUUUAAAUUUGAUCAUAUCUUUCGCUAUGUCUGCGAAUACGAAAUUUUUUGUCAGACCAAAAGUUAGGUUUUGCCAAAUUGAUGUCGAUGAAUCAAACACACAGGAAUUGAAACAUUCAGUUAAUCAAAAGAAUUUUGUCGAUACAAAUAAACCAAAAAUUAGAAGUAUUGUAACUCUAAAUAAGCCUGUUAUUUUAAUAAAAUCAAAUAAAUCUUGCUCCGAUCAAGAAAACAAAGACUUAAAGUCCACUAAUUCUAUUCAAAGAACUGACUUAUCAUCAGAAUCCAAUAAUGCAGUUUCUCCUUGCGCAAAAGAGACUUCUACUGUUGUGACUAAUACCUGUUGUAAUAUUGAAACUCCAUUACCAUUGAACAAUGUAAAUAAUACUCAGAAUAUCAAUGUACACUCUGAAGAGGCUGAUAAACUUAAAAGACCUGAUAAAUCUGUAAUCGAUUCUUUAGCAAGUUCUUCAGCAUCUAGUGUACAAGAGAAAGCUUCUAAUAAAGUGCCAAAGGCACAGAAUUCGGUCAAGACUAAUGUCAUAAAGAGAGAUAAGAAAGGAAAGGAGAAUAAUGCAUCACUUCUUAAGAAGGGUACCAAGAAUAAUGUCAAGAAAAGUUUGGAUUCGAAAAUGACACAAUGUAAAGUUAAACCUUGUUCAAAUAGUAUUAAUAGUAAAAAAGUAAAUAUAGCUAAACCAUCUGCUUCACUUGCAUCAAAAAGAUUAAAGUCAAAACCAACUGUCGAUGUUAUGCCAUGUUAUAAAUAUAAUACUGUUGUAUCAAAGAUCAAAACUUCCCCAGUAAAGAAGACCAUGGUACGCGAUAUAGUGGGUUCUAAAGUGAAACCUUACAUUGGCCCAGGAGUACCACGUAAAAGGCAGGACAUUCAGAAAGUUCCAGAGAUCAAAGAAAAAUCUCAUAUCAAACCGUGUACUUCUGGUGAAAAGUUGGCAAAACCAGAGUAUAAUUCUAUUAUGUGUACAAUUAAUAAAUUGAAUGAAAUAAAGAAACAGAGAAAUGUGGUUGAUUUUGAGCAUUUAUCACCUGCUUAUAAAAAUCUCAUAAAUGGAAAGAUUUCUAGUGCCUUGGACUUCCCUCUUGAUGAAGCUGUUUAUAAAAAUUUGGUGGACUUAUCUAUAGACGAGAAACAACUGCCUAGUAGACUGAUACGUAGCAAAGAUCCAGAACCAAGACAAAGAGACAUUGUGCCAGUACUUUCUGACUUCUUUAUACCAGAGUCCACUGAAGAAUAUUAUACUCCUGUUUCUAUUAAACCAAGGGCUGCGGAAACUGUAGACAGUUGGAGUGCUUUUAAAAUAAGUGACAAAAUAUUUGAAUGGAAACAUAGCUUGGACCAUGUAUAAUAUAGUCAUCCUUUUUUGUGUAUAAGUUAUUUAUUAAUUAGUAUUUGGAAAACACUUACUUUGGUAGAUGUAUCUUUUCAUAAAAUGUGACUUAUUUUUUAUACUAAUAAUGAUCAGAUAAAUUAUUUUAAUAAAAUUCUAUGAAUAUAUAUUGAAAUUUAAAUCAUGAUACGAAGCAAU
Messenger RNA from Nomia melanderi (Alkali bee), 2147 nucleotides. RefSeq lists its product as uncharacterized. Lineage: Eukaryota; Metazoa; Arthropoda; Insecta; Hymenoptera; Halictidae. The record is from RefSeq and is a predicted model, not a curated record.